Messenger RNA from Nilaparvata lugens (brown planthopper), 3282 nucleotides. RefSeq names its product CLIP domain-containing serine protease 2-like. Gene Ontology annotation, molecular function: serine-type endopeptidase activity. Gene Ontology annotation, biological process: proteolysis. Bases 421 to 1392 code for a protein of 323 amino acids. The record is from RefSeq and is a predicted model, not a curated record. The transcript has 6 exons. NCBI's taxonomy places the organism in Eukaryota, Metazoa, Arthropoda, Insecta, Hemiptera, Delphacidae.
CUAUUCAGUUGAGGAAUUCUUAGUAUAGCCUUAAUACAAUAUUUGUUAAUUAGCACGCCUUCAAUACUUACCUAUAAUUAAAAGUGUUUUAUGACUUUAGACAUGUUGAUUGGUGUAAAUGUUUGUUUGGCGAUUGUUUUAACAUGUGAAAGUGUUUCUGAAAAUAAAAGUGAUUUGAUUUCUUGAUUUGAUUUGCUACCGUAACUUUUGUUACUCACUUUGACGUUCCAGUCAUAAAAUAUUUGCCAAAUUUAACUACAUAUUACUUUUCCUUUUCUCUCAAAGCUGUUAUAAUGAUUGCAUUUUUUCUAAAAAUGUUUUUUAUUUUUUGAAAGCUCAAUGAGCCAGUUCUAUACAGUUCUUAUUAUUUAAUUUAUUCAUUCACAUAAUUAAUCCAUUUAUUUGUCUUCCUGUGAAAAAAUGAGAACUCUUUUUUGGUUUUUAAUAGUAUGUACUUCAUUUGUGAAUGGUCAAUUUGAUCCUACAACCCAUGCCAAUUGGGGUUUAGUCAAUGACGAAAAAUGCGGACUUCAACCUGCCCUGAAAAUAUUUGGCGGUGAAAAUGCUCGCUUAGGAGAGUUUCCCUGGAUUGUUCUUGUGAUAGCUGAUAAGAAAGAUCGCAGUACCGGCGAGUUUAUUGGAGGAAGCAUGUGUGGCGGCUCUAUAAUUAGUGAGCACCAUGUCCUUACUGCAGCACACUGUUUUACUGAUGCCGUGCAUGAGUAUUACAACAUAAGAUUGAUAGUUGGCGAGUACGACUGGAGCAAAGAUCCGGAUUGCGACUCGGAUGACUUCUGCGCGCCGAGUUUCAUCGAACUUCCGGCCUCGAAAGUCAGCACCCACCCAGACUACCAACCGCAUCAUCCCGACAAAUCCUACAAUCCCAACUCUGACAUAGCGGUCGCCACCGUUGAUCCAGGAUUCCAAUUUACUGACUUUGUCUCACCAAUCUGCUUGGAAUAUGGAGAGUUACUGGGCAAUAAAUUUGCUGGCGAGGUGGCUCAAGUCAUUGGUUGGGGUGCCUCAGCUCUAGUUGAUAACAAAACCCAGAUGCCGGAAAUACUGCAGAAGGCUUCGCUGGAGGUUCUCGACCUGGAAAGCUGCAGGUUUUCCACCGAGGGCAAGAAAUCCACCGACCAGGAACCCGCUGAGCAGGAGCUGAUGAAACCAUAUCUGUGCGCCGGAGCCGAAACCCAAUUCUCCUACGCUGGUGAUUCGGGCAGUCCCAUGUUUGUGGCGAAAUCUCUCAACGAAGACAUACCAAGGCAGUAUCAGAUUGGCGUUUUCGUCCAGUACUUUGAUGCAAAUGAGGUCUGGAAGGACGGAAAACGACCACACGGCUAUAUCCGGGUUGGCUACUACCUAGAAUGGAUUCUGGACCAGAUGAGUUGAAGUGAAAUAUGAUUGAAAAGUGAAACUGAAUGGUAUUAUUAUUCCCUAAAAAUUCUUGUGAAUAUUUAAACAAUAAAUAAUGUUCCUUUUAUGAUGCGAGGAAGAAAAACGUGUAUCAGGUAUCAAGGAUUUUAUUUCUCACAGAAUACAAUCAAAAAAUCACAAAUUUCAAACUAGUAAAUAAAUGGAAAUUAUUGAGAUAUUGCAAUUAUUCAAAUGCUAAUGACUUAAUUAUUAUUAUUAAACGAAAAUCCAAAUUAAAUGCUAUAAUUCACCCCGAAGACUUCUGCUACCGUACUGCAAAUAUUGACAACAGAGUAAAAAAUAUUCGAAUUUCCAUCUAGCUGUUUACCCUGUUGUCAAUAUAUUUGCAGUAGUAGAAGUAUUCGGGGUGAAUAUUACAGCAUUUAAUUUGGAUUCUCGUUUUAUAAUAAUAGUAAAUAAAUAUUAUUUUGCGAAAAAUUAGGUUACCAUCAGUACCUUAAUUAUUUCACCUGAUUUUUCUAGGUAUAUUUAUAGAAAUUGAUAUUGUUUUCCAUGACGAAGCACUAUAUAAUAACUUUGUUGUAGUUCAGACUUUGUGUUACUUGUAAAUAUUUGAAAAACACUUACUUUUCUUGGAGUAUUGAGGCAUGCAUUUCACUCCUGAGGAGGAGUUUCAUCCUCCUCAGUAAAAGUAAGUGUUUUUCAAAUAUCUACAAGUAACACAGCGUCUGAACUACAACAAAGAUAUAGACUUAUCAAUCAUACCUUUCCUGAACUAGAAAAUUUCAUUCCUUCUACUAGAACAAUACAGAGCAAUAAUUGUUCAUUAUUGGAUACAUACAUGUUUCUUUAAAUUCAAAUGUAUUUUCAGUAUAGCCUAUUGAUUUAGUUCUAUUUAAUUGAAAAAAAACGUAAAGUAGGUAGUUCUGUAGGAAUGAAUGAAAAUGAUAUCAUUAAAUAUGUAUGUGUUCGGUUCUUGGUCUCGAAUUCUCCCAGUUACUACAAAUUUUGGACUUUUUGAAUGAUAAUAUUUAUCGAUUUCAUUAAGGUACCUAAUUUGAGUUUUUCUUAAUUCAAAAUCUGUUUUUCCUAGUUUUAAUGGACUAGUGUUAAUGGACCUAUGGAUUAGUGUUAAUUGACUUAUGGAUUAUUUGGACUGUUGUGUUAUAGAUUUGAAUAGCAUAAAAUAAUUUCGCUUAAAUGGGCUACUUGAUUCAAAUAAAACAAUAUAAAAACUUUUAGUACCUACUCUUUUAUUAAAAAACUUUAAAAUAUUUUAACGACUAGUAUCGAAAAUAGGUCAUUUCCACGUUAAAUGUUAAGUUUUCUAAUAAGAGGGUACUAAAAGUUCUUAUAUUGUUUUUAUUUGAAUAGUAAUAUUUUUUGCUUCAGCCUGUGAUGUCUUCUAUUUACUUCUUUAUUUCUCUUUUUUUAGACGAACUUCACUUCAUUCUUUCAAUUUAUGACAUAAAUAAGAUGACACUUAUAUGAUUUAAUAUGAUUAAUUUAUGACACUUCAUUGAUGAUAGCCAAUAGAAGAAAGUUUACCACAAGAUCUAUGACAAAAUAAAAAAAAUUGAAAAUUAGCCUAAUAUUAGAAUAUGUAACUUGAGCUACAUAGAAAUUGAAGUAUUGAAGUACCGUAGAUAAAUUCAAAAUAGAGUAAAGAAUGAGGACAUUAUGAGCAUGUAAGUUUGACCAAAGCUGGAGAUAAAAUGAGCGGAUUUAAAGAAUAUUUUAUGUUUGUAAUAAAAUUUGACGUGGAUUGAUUCACUUUCAUCAAUGUAGCCUAUUGAUGUACACAUAAAUUGGAUAUAGAUGCUCUCAUUGCGAUGAGCGAAUAUCCUAUUUUAUUGAUGUACCGUAAUUAAACCACCAAUCUUGAAAAUAAAUUGAACUUUUAAA